Molecule: messenger RNA, 2945 nt
Organism: Hevea brasiliensis (rubber tree)
Lineage: Eukaryota; Viridiplantae; Streptophyta; Magnoliopsida; Malpighiales; Euphorbiaceae
Product: protein CHROMATIN REMODELING 25
Exons: 21
Coding region: 85-2895 (936 amino acids)
Biological process (GO): double-strand break repair via synthesis-dependent strand annealing; reciprocal meiotic recombination
Cellular component (GO): nucleus
Molecular function (GO): ATP-dependent chromatin remodeler activity; ATP binding; DNA translocase activity
Source: RefSeq, a predicted model, not a curated record
CUACAUUUGCCCGCCAAAUUUAGUGAUUUAAAACGAGCACCGCCACUGUCUGAGAAUUACAGUGGCUGUCGCUGAAAUCUAAAAAUGUCUUCCUUGGAAAACGAGGAGGAAGAAGAGCUAGAAGAGGAAAUUCUCUCACCGUCAGAUUCGAGCGAUUCUGGUGACGAGUUCGCACAUGAUCGAGAAGAAGAUUUGGAAGACGACGACGACGGUGGGCACCGGCCUGUUGCACGAAAUCCGUCUGAUGAAGAUCGCAAAUCAAAGAAUGUAGACGCUCUUGUGAGAGGCAACCUUAUUGUAAGGAGACAGGCGCUGCUUCCUCGAGUUCUUUCAGUUACAGAAGGGGCAUCCAUUUGUAGGAAACCCUUUAAACCUCCAUGUUCCAAUGGCUAUAAAGAUGGAAAUGAAAAGCUCACACGUCGUCUUUUUGCCCGGAAACGAUUUGUUCCAUGGGGUUCUUCAAGUCCAGUUUUGGUGGCAAUAACUAAUCGGUUAAAUGUGUCAAGUACUAUUGAGAAAGAUAAAGUGGAAGAAACUGUGACUUUGCCACCUGGAAUUGAUCCUCUGGUGUUGUGGCAACCUGAAGAAUCCGAGGAUGGAGCUGGUAAUUCAGCAUCAGUAGUGGUGGAUCCAUUGCUUGUUCAGUUCCUUCGACCCCAUCAAAGAGAGGGGGUUCAAUUCAUGUUCGAAUGUGUUUCAGGGUUAUACAGUGCAGCCAAUAUCAAUGGAUGUAUUUUGGCUGAUGAUAUGGGUUUGGGAAAGACAUUGCAGUCAAUCACAUUGCUAUACACACUUCUUGGUCAAGGGUUUGAUGGAAAGCCUAUGGUUAAAAAAGCCAUCAUUGUCACUCCAACCAGCCUUGUAAGCAAUUGGGAGGCUGAAAUAAAAAAAUGGGUUGGAGAAAGAGUUAAGCUUAUAGCUCUAUGUGAAAGCUCUAGAGAUGAUGUGCUCACCGGAAUUGAUAGUUUCACAAGUCCUCAAAGUAUUUUGCAGGUACUGAUUGUAUCAUAUGAGACAUUCCGGAUGCAUUCAUCAAAGUUUAGCCAUAGUGAAUCUUGUGACCUUCUCAUAUGUGAUGAGGCGCACAGGCUGAAAAAUGAUCAGACAUUAACAAACCGGGCAUUGGCUGCUCUCUCAUGCAAGCGCCGCAUUUUGUUGUCAGGAACUCCAAUGCAGAAUGACCUAGAAGAGUUCUUUGCAAUGGUAAACUUUACUAAUCCAGGGAUUUUGGGUGAUGCCACAUAUUUUCGUCGUCAUUAUGAGAUGCCAAUUAUUUGUGGAAGAGAACCAACUGCCACUGAAGAAGAGAAGAAGUUAGCUGUUGAGCGCACUGGAGAAUUAAGUGCGAAAGUGAAUCAGUUCAUCUUGAGAAGGACUAAUGCAUUGCUAUCGAAUCACCUGCCGCCAAAGAUUGUUGAAGUUGUUUGUUGCAAAUUGACUCCUCUCCAAUCAGAGCUAUACAAUCAUUUUAUACAUUCCAAAAAUGUUAAACGAGCAAUAACUGAAGACACAAAGCAGUCAAAGAUUUUGGCUUAUAUUACGGCUCUUAAGAAGCUUUGCAAUCAUCCAAAGCUCAUUUAUGAUACCAUAAGAAGUGGAAGUCCAGGGACUUCAGGGUUUGAGGACUGUUUGCGAUUUUUCCCUUCAGAGAUGUUCUCUGGGAGAUCUGGUACUUGGAGUGGUGGUGGUGGUGCAUGGGUUGAACUUUCCGGUAAAAUGCAUGUUUUGGCUCGAUUAUUGGCCCAUUUACGUUGGCAAACUGAUGAUCGAAUUGUUCUUGUCUCAAACUAUACUCAGACCCUGGACCUUUUUGCUCAAUUAUGCCGGGAAAGAAGAUAUCCACACUUAAGGCUUGAUGGAACCACGUCAAUUGGUAAAAGACAAAAGCUAGUUAAUCGCUUCAAUGAUGCAUCAAAGGAUGAGUUUGUAUUUCUCCUAAGCAGUAAGGCUGGUGGUUGCGGCCUUAAUCUAAUAGGUGGUAAUCGGCUUGUCUUGUUUGAUCCUGACUGGAAUCCUGCCAAUGACAAACAGGCUGCUGCAAGAGUUUGGAGGGAUGGACAGAAGAAGAGAGUUUACAUCUAUAGAUUUCUAAGUACUGGAACAAUUGAAGAAAAGGUUUUUCAGCGUCAAAUGUCAAAAGAAGGGCUUCAAAAGGUUAUUCAGCAUGAGCAAAAUGAUAGCCUUGUUGCACAGGGCAACUUUCUUUCCACUGAAGAUUUACGAGAUCUGUUCACAUUUCAUGAGAAUGUCAGGUCUGAAAUACAUGAAAAGAUGAACUGUGCUCGCUGCCUUUUUCAUGAUGAUGGCCCUGAGAACAUAUUAGAGGGAGAAGGAUCAAUAAAUAGGUGUCAGUCAGAUCAAGAGGUGUUUGAUAUUGGUGGAUUUGCUGGGAUUGCUGGAAUCUUGCACAAGUUAAAGGGUUCAGAGAUGCAGGUAGGGACUCCUCUUGAAGAGGAUUUGGGUAGCUGGGGGCAUCAUUUUCACUCAACAUCAGUACCUGACGCUAUACUUCAAGUUUCAGCUGGUGAUGAGGUAACAUUUGUAUUCACAAAUCAGGUAGAUGGGAAGCUUGUACCAAUUGAAUCAACAGUAAAUCCAAAGAUGCAGGACAUAAAAGGAAAUCAGAACCAACAUGACAAUAAGGACAAUCUGGACCGAAAUUUGAAGCUGUUUCAACACCAUAAAUUGCCACAACCCUUUCUUCCCAGUGGAGAUUCUGUGAGAGAUUCAUUAUCUUCCUCAUUUAAGCCUUUGCUAAGAACAAAUGUGAAAAGAAUGAGAACUUUAAAAGGAACAGAGAAUGCUGACCCAAACUCUAAACAAACUUUUGGAAAUCAAUUACCAUUGAAAAGUUUAUCCCCUUGCACUGUAGAAUAUGAUGACGAUUUUGAGUAAAAUUAGUCAAGUUUUGGGCAGCUGAAAUAAAUUUCUCAUUUUGUUCUCAA